Molecule: messenger RNA, 990 nt
Organism: Rhinocladiella mackenziei CBS 650.93
Lineage: Eukaryota; Fungi; Ascomycota; Eurotiomycetes; Chaetothyriales; Herpotrichiellaceae
Product: serine/threonine-protein phosphatase PP2A catalytic subunit
Exons: 5
Coding region: 1-990 (329 amino acids)
Biological process (GO): peptidyl-serine dephosphorylation; mitotic cell cycle
Cellular component (GO): cytosol
Molecular function (GO): protein serine/threonine phosphatase activity
Source: RefSeq, a predicted model, not a curated record
AUGGAUUCAAAGAUGGAUGUUGAUGUGGGGAAGCCCGCGCAGCCUCACGGAUUGUCACCCGCGACAGAUCCGCAAUCAAUACCAACGCUGGACGGUUGGAUUGAUAGCCUGAUGGACUGCAAACAAUUGGCGGAGAAUGAUGUUUCAAGACUUUGUGAUAGAGCCAGAGAAGUCCUUCAGGAGGAGUCAAACGUACAACCUGUGAAAUGUCCCGUUACAGUCUGCGGCGAUAUUCAUGGCCAGUUCCAUGAUUUGAUGGAGCUGUUUCGAAUCGGCGGACCAAAUCCAGACACGAACUACCUCUUUAUGGGAGACUACGUAGAUCGUGGCUAUUACUCCGUCGAGACAGUUACCCUUCUUGUCGCUCUCAAGAUCAGAUAUCCGUCCCGAAUCACUAUCCUCCGUGGAAAUCACGAAUCGAGACAGAUCACCCAAGUUUACGGAUUCUACGACGAAUGUUUACGAAAAUAUGGCAAUGCCAAUGUCUGGAAAUACUUCACCGACCUCUUCGACUACCUUCCUCUCACCGCCCUUAUCGAUAACCAAAUCUUCUGUCUACAUGGUGGUCUGUCUCCCAGCAUUGACACCCUUGAUAAUAUCAGAUCCCUCGACCGAAUCCAGGAAGUUCCGCAUGAAGGACCCAUGUGCGAUCUGCUCUGGAGCGACCCAGACGACCGAUGUGGUUGGGGUAUCAGCCCAAGAGGUGCGGGAUACACGUUUGGUCAAGAUAUUUCCGAAGCAUUCAAUCACAACAAUGGCUUGACCCUGGUAGCCAGAGCUCAUCAAUUAGUCAUGGAAGGGUACAAUUGGAGUCAAGACAGGAAUGUGGUGACAAUUUUCAGUGCUCCCAAUUACUGCUACAGAUGUGGAAAUCAAGCUGCCAUUAUGGAGAUUGACGAGCAUCUGAAGUAUACCUUCUUGCAAUUCGAUCCUUGCCCACGAGCUGGAGAACCCAUGGUCAGCCGAAGAACCCCAGACUACUUUCUUUGA